Rhopilema esculentum is the source of this 2186-nucleotide messenger RNA. RefSeq names its product dnaJ homolog subfamily C member 22-like. The record is from RefSeq and is a predicted model, not a curated record. Gene Ontology annotation, cellular component: membrane. NCBI's taxonomy places the organism in Eukaryota, Metazoa, Cnidaria, Scyphozoa, Rhizostomeae, Rhizostomatidae.
UCGCGGUUCAAGUUCAAAGCACGCAGCAAAGACAAGAUUACUCGUGUGUUUCACUUCAUAACAACUACUGCAAAUGGACAAUUAACUGAAUUUUAUUCAUAUCAAAUGUUGAAAAGCCUCAACUUUAAAUUCUAAUUUUAUGAUGGGGAAAAAGAGUCUUUGUGUUGCAUAUUUUUUAUGGCUCUUCUUCGGCGCACUGGGACUGCAUCACUUCUACUUAGGCCGCGACAGACAUGCGUUUAUUUGGUGGUCAACAUUUGGGGGAAUUUUCCUAUUCGGCUGGUUUAGAGAUCUCUGGCGAAUCCCAUCGUAUGUUGACGAUGCAAAUGAAGAACCAGACUUCAUGGAUGAGCUGACUCGCAAAAUGAGGCUUCGAAAGACACCACCUUUUAAUGUAACAAGGUUUGCCGGACAAAUGACUGUUGGCUAUUUUUAUGGAAUACUCGUAAGGCUUGCAAUCCCAGAAGAAGCACCCAAGUCUAUUGUUGCAUUAUUGGUAUCCCUUGGCAUAGCAGUAGGUGUUCACUUAGUUGGAAACGUUGGAAGAGAGAAAGGAAGCUUUCGAUAUCCAUUUGUUGGUUGUUUUAUAGCCUAUGCGAUUUUGAACAUUCUUACUGGAGAUGACGUUAAUUACAUGUACUGUGCACUCUUUGGAUCCAUGGCGUUCAAUUAUUUCCGAGAAUACAGACAAAAAGUAGAGAAAAAGAAGACCACUUGUCACAGAAUCACAAUUCUAGCACUUAGUGGACUUCUGAUUUGCUCUCUUUGGUGUUCUUUUCUUUAUUUCAAUGCCCAUAUUACAACAGAAGAAGGUGAAAAAAUCAAACUCCGUGACUCUGUUAAUCACUUCUUCAAAUCUCCUGCCUGGUUAGAAUUCAAGGAAACAUUCUGGGGACUAUACGAGGAAGCACAAAAACAAGGAUGGAGAAAUGUUUAUGAUGAACUAGUUAAAGCUCUAGAUCCAAAAGGUGAAGCUCAUGCAUUAAAGGUUCUAGAACUGUCUGAAAAUGCAACUGAAGCUGAAAUAAGGAGGCAGUAUAAGAAAUUGGCUGUAAAAUGGCAUCCAGAUAGGAAUAAAGAUAAUUUAGAAGAAGCUCAUAAGAAGUUUAUUGAAAUACAAGAUGCUUAUACAUUAUUAUCAAAAUCUAGAGGUGAAAGAAAAGCCCGCAACCAGAGGUCAACAACAAAUGAACGGACAGAGUUUUAGCAUUCUUGUUGUAAAAAAUAUAUUUUCAAUUUAGUUCAGUGCCCUCCAUUUUAGAAUUGGUGACGCAUGCCCUGUAGUUGAUAACUAUACAGGUAGUUAUUAACAAAAACUAUCAAUUCUCAGUUGCUCGUCACAAUUAAGAUACACCCUGAUAGAAAUUAUCAUUGAUGGUUGGCUGUUUGUGUGUGUUGACAAAGAAUUUAAUGACAUGAAAUAAACUAGAUUAGACUAGGGAAACACAAGUCAGGUAUAAAGCCAUUUGUGUUGUCAUCUAUGAUUUGUAUUUUAAAAUAACAGCUAUAUAAAUUGUUUCAGCAAAUGCUAGAAACUUUCUAUUGAAACAGCUGAUUCAUCAUGAAAAUUUCUGUUUGCCAGUGGUACUUAUUUGUAUGUUACAAAUCGGUUUGCCUAAACCAUCUUAUAAAGGUUAAGAGCAAAUCACUCUAGUUUCAAAUGACCAAAUAUGCCAAUAAAGGGGACAUUAGAGGGGGGACAUUAGAAGAACUAAAGGAUUUUACAAUAAGUAUUCAGUGAAUCAACAUCUUUGUAUUGGUUAAACAAACUAAGAACAAGUUAAUCAACUUUGAUGGUUUUAAAUUGUACGUACUAAACCAUAAGCUAUCUUGAAUAUCUAAUUUUUACAAGGACAAAUUUAAUAAUAAAUGUAAACAACACAAGCAAGUUUUGAUUUAUGAAAGUCUUAUUGUUUUAAUUUUUUGUGCCAGUUUCUAAAAGAGAUUGGAAGAGUUUAAAAGCCAGUUUGAUAGUGUUUGAAUAGCAGUGAAUUUGUGAGAAAUGGAUUAGUGGAAGGUGUUAUCUCUGGCUGUUACUUAAAAAUCCAAUAUAAAUUAUAACAGUUUUUAUGGAAUAUGUUCCUUGUUUCAUUUUUGCUUAUUGUAAAUAUUUUUAGCAUAAGAAGACCCUGGUUUCAAAUCAUUAAUAAAUUGAGUUUUAAAACCAAAAGAUAGAGAGCACAUGA